This is a messenger RNA of Hymenoscyphus albidus, 428 nucleotides long. Lineage: Eukaryota; Fungi; Ascomycota; Leotiomycetes; Helotiales; Helotiaceae. The record is from the annotation of a GenBank genome assembly.
AUGAUCUUUUUCCAUGCCAAAAACCAACUCGGUAUGCAAGUCUGCGGAGAAUCUAAUUAACUCAUGGGGUUGAGAGCGAUAAUACUUCGGAGCAGUUAUAGUUGGCCUACGUGAGCAACGUGCAGUCAUAUUGUACGAACAUGGGAAUUUCACCAUGCUGAUGCUAUACAUCAAUUCGUAUUCCCCCUUCCGACUCCCCGUUAAUCAAUAUUUGCGUUGACGCAGAUACAUGUUGCCUGACCGGCACUGAGGAAGAUUGGACUUGCUCUUUGAGUUCUGACCGAUUCGUAGCCCUCCCAAUGAUCGACCCUGUUUUGAUCAACAGAGCCGCACCGCUGCAGCAUCCUGCAGACGAUGGAAAGCGAUAUAUCGGAUUGUGGAACACUGAGACGACAACAGCGAAACCAAGAAUGCCAGUCCCAGUUUAG